Conger conger (European conger) is the source of this 659-nucleotide messenger RNA. Its product is annotated as scavenger receptor cysteine-rich type 1 protein M130-like. Gene Ontology annotation, cellular component: membrane. The coding region runs from base 24 to 659 and encodes 211 amino acids. The transcript is spliced from 4 exons. Lineage: Eukaryota; Metazoa; Chordata; Actinopteri; Anguilliformes; Congridae. The record is from RefSeq and is a predicted model, not a curated record.
GGGUGCGUUUGUCUGCGCUGAAGAUGGAGACAUGUCUGCUGUUCCUCUCUCUCUCCUCCCUCCUCCUGCUCUCCACAGCCAGCAGGGAGGAUGUGAGGCUGGUGAAGGGUAGCAGCCCCUGUGCUGGGAGAGUGGAGGUUUACCAUGAUGGAGAGUGGGGGACAGUGUGUGAUGAUGGCUGGGAGAUGAGGGAUGCUGGAGUGGUGUGCAGACAGCUGGGCUGUGGAGAUGCUGUAGAUGCACUAGGAGGUGCUCACUUUGGACCAGGGUCUGGGAGAAUAUGGAUGGAUGGUGUGUACUGCAGUGGAUCAGAAUCCUCACUGAAGCAGUGUUGGUCACGAGGAUGGGGUGAACAUAACUGUAAUCAUGGAGAGGAUGCUGGAGUGAUCUGCUCAGAGACACCCCAGGCUGUCUUGACGGUCUCUCCACAUGGGUGGAUAUAUAGAGGACAAGCUGUCAGUCUCUCUUGUGAGGUCACAGUGCCCUCUGCUGGCUGGGAAUAUUACUGGUACAAAGGAGAUGGAUCAAGUGGCACUGCCCUCAUUGCCACUACAGCUGAAGGCUCUCAGGGUCAGAGACUGGGGGCCAGGGCCAAGGGGUCAGAGGGUCUGCUGGUCAAAGGGCUCUCCAGUAAGAGCAGGGUUACAGGCAGCCUGUAA